Molecule: messenger RNA, 829 nt
Organism: Neocloeon triangulifer
Lineage: Eukaryota; Metazoa; Arthropoda; Insecta; Ephemeroptera; Baetidae
Product: 60S ribosome subunit biogenesis protein NIP7 homolog
Exons: 4
Coding region: 107-649 (180 amino acids)
Biological process (GO): ribosomal large subunit biogenesis; ribosome assembly
Cellular component (GO): nucleolus; nucleus; preribosome, large subunit precursor
Molecular function (GO): RNA binding
Source: RefSeq, a predicted model, not a curated record
UCCACAUCAUCGAUCAUCAGACACACAUGUGCUUUUGUUGUGUUUACGUCGUUUUAAAAUUUUAGCACACUUUACUUCGCUUCCAAUUUAUAAAUCUACAGGCAAAAUGAAAAUUUUGAGUGACGAGAGGACAAAAAUUCUUUUCGAGAAACUGGCAAAAUUCAUUGGAGGAAAUGUCAAGCAUCUCAUUGACCGGCCUGAUGGAAAAUACUGCUUCAGAGAGCACAAGGACCGAGUCUACUACAUGUCUCAGGCAAUCCUAAAUCUGUCCUCAACGUGCAAUCAGGAGCAGCUAAUCUGCGCGGGAACGUGCUUCGGAAAAUUCACAAAAUCUGACAAAUUUAAAUUACACAUCACUGCCCUUAACUACCUAGCACCUUAUGCUCAAUAUAAAAUUUGGCUAAAAUCCAGUGCAGAGCAGCAGUUUCUUUACGGCCACCACGUUUUGAAGUCUGGAUUGGGCAGAAUCACGGAGGGCACACCAAAAAAUCAGGGUGUCGUGAUCUUUUCAAUGAACGACAUGCCAUUGGGUUUCGGAACUUCUGCCAAGGCAACAGCUGACUGCAAAAAUGCUGACCCAAUCGCCAUUGUUUGUUACAACCAAGGAGACAUCGGAGAAUAUAUCAGAAACGAGGAUACUUUGUUGUAAAGCAAGAGAUGUUUUGGACUGAGCGUAAGCUACGUUUUUUUAAAUAAAAAUACUUCAAAAUUCAAUUCCACUGGAUUUCACUAUAAUAUUGAGAUUAGAAUAAUUUUUGUAGAAAUUGAAAAAUAACAUCAUUUUUCUGGCAUUGAUUUAUUCUGCUGACAAUAAAUUUUUUUAAUAACA